This is a messenger RNA of Vigna radiata var. radiata (mung bean), 3733 nucleotides long. Its product is annotated as kinesin-like protein KIN-12F. The record is from RefSeq and is a predicted model, not a curated record. The transcript is spliced from 16 exons. NCBI's taxonomy places the organism in Eukaryota, Viridiplantae, Streptophyta, Magnoliopsida, Fabales, Fabaceae. The coding region runs from base 167 to 3502 and encodes 1111 amino acids. Gene Ontology annotation, molecular function: microtubule motor activity; microtubule binding; ATP binding. Gene Ontology annotation, biological process: microtubule-based movement.
AAAGGGUAAUUUAGGAAUUUCAAUUGUAACAUUCAUAACGGUCAUCUUUCUUUCCUCUUUGAGUAAUUCCAAUUCAAACACUCUUCAUCUUCGCUCUGCAUCCAACAUUUGAAUCUAAACUCUCUCUCUCCCUCUCUUGUGAAUUUUUUCAUUCUUGAAAAAAAAAAUGAGGCAAAAGACCAACAACACAGAUUCUAGUGGGUUUUUGGGAACCAUUUCUUCUAAUUUUCUCAGAUCAAUCUCUUCUUCCAACCGCAAACCCACUUCUUCUUCCUUUACAAACCAUAAAUUCCUGAAUUCCGACGUUGAAAACACUCCCCCUACCCAUCCAAACAUUUCCCUCAAUCACCAUCAACAAUUGAAGCCCCACGACCCAUUUUCCCACAGCAACUCACAUGUGAAGGUUGUGGUGAGAAUUAAGCCUGAAAAUAUCAAUGGAAAAGAGGGGGAUUGGGAAAUUAAGAAGGUUUCUUCUGAUGCCCUGUGUAUUGGAGACAUAAAGUUCAUGUUUGAUGAAGUUUUUGAUGCCAACUCCAAUCAGGAAGAUGUUUUUCAGUCAGUGGGUGUUCCCUUGGUUAGAAAUGCCUUAGCUGGUUACAACACUACUAUUCUGUCAUUUGGUCAGUCUGGGAGUGGAAAGACUUACACAAUGUGGGGUCCCCCAAGUGCCAUGGUUGAUGAGUCCUCGUGUUCUAGUCAAUUGGGAAUUGUUCCUCGGAUCUUCAGAAUGUUACUUUCUGAGCUAGAGAGAGAGAAGCUUAUUUCUGGUGAGAAGCAGUUCAAUUAUCAAUGUCGUUGUUCAUUUCUUGAGAUAUACAACGAACAAAUUGGCAAUUUACUCAAUCCUAUUCAGCAGAACCUUGAGAUGAAGGAUGAUUCAAGAAAUGCUCCUCAUAUUGAAAAUCUGAUCGAGGAAUACGUCACUAACUAUGAUGAUGUGGCAGAAAUUUUGAUUAAGGGCCUUUCAAGGAGGAAAAAGGGAGCAACGAAUUUAAAUUCUAAUAGCUCUGGAUCACACAUAAUUUUCACAUUUGUUAUUGAAUCUUUUUGCAAGGGAACCACAGAGGGCUUAUUCAGUAGCUCAAAAGUUAGCAGAAUCAGCCUUAUUGAUCUUGCUGGACUGGACAGCGACGAAGUUGGUGAUUUAGGUAGCCAAUGUACAAGGGAAAACAAACAUGUCCAGAAAUCAUUAUCUCAGCUCGAGCAUUUAGUGGAUGCUCUGAGUAAGAAAUCUCAGUCUGGAAAAAACGGAGACAUUCCACACAACGACUCCUGCUUAACUCGAUUACUACAAGGAUCACUUGGUGGAAAUGCCAAACUCUCAGUAAUAUGUUCCAUCUCCCCUAAUAAAAAGAGUAAUGAUAAAACCCUGCGCACACUCAGAUUUGGUGAGCAAGCAAGAUCCAUCACAAAUGAGCCAGUUAUCAAUGUAAUAAAGGAGGCUGAUGUUGAUUUGAGUAAUAAUAUCAGACACUUAAAGGAAGAACUUGUUAGAGCAAAGUACGAUGUUUACAGCUCAGCUGGGAGUAAAGAAGGAUACUUCCAAGGACCAAAUGCACGGGAAAGCCUGAAUCAGAUGAGAGUCAGCUUAAACCGCUCUCUACUCCUAUCCAACGUAGGUCGUGAUACUAGUGAGCGCGUAAAUGUCAGCAAGGAUGACAUACAGCAAUUACGCCAGCAAAUUGAUGAAUUGGAUAGCUCAUCUGAAGGAAAUCCAAAGGAUAUGUAUGUCAAUGAAAAUCGUGUCCAGUUUUAUUCUGUUGAGGAAAAUUGUGAUGCAGACACCAACAGCGUUGAUGAAAUUGAAAAGGAUGAGGUAUGCUGCGGAAAAACACUGAGCAUUUCAGUCAAUUCAUGUAAUCAAUUUCCAGUACUUGCUGGACCACAGUUGUCCGAAUCUCCAAAGUUCAGCAAAACUCAAAGGAAAAGUUUGGCUAUUUCUUCAAGCUAUCUUGGAAGUUGGAACAAUGUGACAGAGAGUUCAACUUUCAGCAACAAUGUGUUAGACAAACCUUUUAAACAGGGCGAGCACGUGCAAUCCUCAGUACAGUCUAGCAAGGUUGAGUCCUUGGCAGCAAGCCUUCAGAAGGGACUACAGAUUAUUGACUAUCAUCAGCAUAAUUCAGCAUUGAACAAAUCUUCAUCGUCCUUCUCCUUUGAGCACUUAACUUUGACACCUUCUCUAGACAUUGACAAGGCUGAAUCUUGUGAUCAAACAAUACCACAGAAAGCUUCCAGUGAUGAAGUAGCUUCUUUCCUUUGUGAAUCUUGCCGGACCAAAAUAUCUAGUCAGGAUUCCAGUUUGGUCCAACUGGCAUUUGGAGAAUGUAACGGCAAAAACAUCAUGAAAGAGAAGGAGCUCGAGAAUGUUUGUAAGGAGCAAGCAGCUAGAAUUGAGCAACUAAAUCAGCUGGUGGAGAAAUUGAAAGGAGAUAGAGAACUGAACUCGAUGAAAGAUGAAGAAAAGCUUCUAAGGGAAUUUUCCUCAAAUGGUCAUUUGCCAUGCAUUAUAGAGGAAAAAUGUGAAAUUAAAGAAGUUCAGGAAGAGUUAGCCCAAAAGGACGUCUCUUUUGAUUCAACUGAGAAGGAAUCACUUCUUAAGGAAAUUCAGAAUCUAAGGAGCAAGCUGCAAUUAUGCAGCGAUGCACCAGUAAAAAAAUCUACUGACAAACUAAGGUCUUCAUUGAUGUCAAGAUCCAUACAACUGCAAAAGAGCGGGGUAUUUUCUUAUGAUAAUGGCAACGAAGAGCUAGAGAAUGAAAGACAGAGAUGGACAGAAAUGGAAAGUGAGUGGAUUUGUCUUACUGAUGAACUUAGAGCUGAUCUUGAGUCAUAUCGCCAACGUACUGAGAGGUUGGAGAUGGAACUGACGUCAGAGAAGAAGUGCACAGCAGAGAUAGAUGAUGCGCUAAAGAGAGCAGUUAUGGGACAUGCUAGAAUGGUGGAACACUAUGCUGAUCUACAAGAAAAAUACGAUGAUUUGGUUAUGAAACACGACGCCAUAAUGGAAGGGAUAGCAGAAGUGAAGAAGGCAGCAGCGAAAGCCUCGAAAAAAGGUCACGCCCGCUUUGCCAAGUCUCUUUCCGCUGAGCUUUCAGCAUUGAGAGUGGAAAGAGAAAGGGAAUCAAAAUUAUUGAAAAAGGAGAAUCAGAACUUGAAGACUCAGCUUCGAGAUACUGCUGAAGCUGUUCAGGCUGCUGGAGAGCUACUUGUUCGGCUAAGAGAAGCUGAACAUGCAGCAGCUUUUGCAGAGGAGAACUUUGCAAAUGUGCAACAAGACAAUGAAAAUUUGAAGAUGCAAAUUGAAAAGCUGAAAAGAAAACACAAGACAGAGAUUAAUACCAUGAAGCAGUACAUUACAGAGAGCAAAUUACCUGAGUCUGCACUGCAACCACUGUAUAAAGAGGAUUGUGAUGUGGCACACAAUACAGCCUCCUCCUAUACAUACGAUGAUCAGGCUUGGAGAGCAGAAUUUGGAGCAAUAUAUCAGGAUCAUUAUUAACUUACCGGUUGAUAAAAAGGAAUCAGAUCAAAGUUAAGUAUUCUGUCUGGCAUAGAUCCUACUUGGAUCAAAGGGUAUAAAUGCCACUAUUCUUUUUUGUGUAUUCCUAGAAAUUCAUUGUUUUUGUUCCAAUUUGUGAUCAUCCAACCAUUGUUGUGGAACUGCAAUUCAUUUGUAACUUCUUGUAUUGGUCUUAUAAUAGGUAAAAUCGUUGAUCUUCUUUUUACCCUA